Molecule: messenger RNA, 882 nt
Organism: Acanthocheilonema viteae
Lineage: Eukaryota; Metazoa; Nematoda; Chromadorea; Rhabditida; Onchocercidae
Source: the annotation of a GenBank genome assembly
AUGGGAGUGCUCAGAAAUACCUCAUCAAAUCGAUCACAAUCGACAAAUUCUCUAGAAGAUGAGAAUGAUGAUAAUUCUAUGGAUGCAUUUUUGACUGACUUAUCCCUUUCAACAUCAAUUUUAAUGAAAAACAUAACGGUAACUUUAUCAGCUGCUAAAACAUUAUCGGUUAAUACGAUUCCUACCAUGGCGACAGUACCUCAAACAACUAUCACUAAAGCAUCAUUACCUGAAACAGUACCGAUUACUGAUAUAGUUAAUCGAACAAUACCCAUACACAUCGACGUAAAACAUGAAGUAAAAUCUGUUAAUACAGUUCAUGCUACUGAAAUAAUACCUGAAACAAAACCUGUUAAUAUGAUUGUCGGUACUGAAACGGUAACUAAAGCGACGACAUCCAUUAAUAAUACAGUUUCUGGAAUGAAACCGAUUUUCAGUCAUUUGCUAAAUUCACAUUUAAAAUCUGCUACACUGGGUAAUCAAAAAUCAUUACCAAAUAUAAGUAAUUCUUUGUUAAAACCUGUUAUUUCUCUUGCUACAAGUACCAUGAAGAUGACAUCAUCAUCUCAAACUGUUAGUGCAAAUGAAGAUAAAAUUGCCGAAAGAAGUUUUCCACUACCAUAUUUGAAAAUUGAGCAACAAAAAAUUCCUCAACAAAAUGAUAAUAAUGAUAAAUUAAAAAUGGAACCAAACAAUAUCCGAUCAAAGGCAAGUAGUACCAGUCCAAUUAUUACUCACAGUCAAUCAGCACCAAAAACACCAUUAGAUCAAUGGAAAUGGGAAAUGAACCAACAACAACAGUUAAUUAAUCAGAAUUGGAUUGAUAGCAAUGAUAGUGAUAAUGAUAAUCAUAAUGAUCAUAAUAAUAUUUUUUCACUUUAA